GCUGGCCCGCGGCGCGCCUGCGGACAAACGGAGAAGGUGGGAGCUUCAGAGAGUCCCUUUCCUAGACACUAGGUGCUAGGCUUGACUAAGAGCCCACGGAAGAGUGAAUCUCCUUGGGUGACUGAGGACCAGUGUGGUAGCUGAGGGAGACCCCGCUGGGUGGGCGGCGCACAGCCUCUUCCGGUUUCUGAGGCGUGUGGGGCCUCUUGUCUCUGUCCGGUGCUUGCGGCCAGGCUCCCGGACCCGGAAGAGGCGGCGGCGGACCGGCUACAGCUGCGGAGAACUUCACUCUCCACGUGCUUGUUGCUCGGGCUCCCUGCUCUGUCCGCGGCUCCGCGCUUGGGCUUUGACUACUGUCUGCAACACUUUGUCCGACCGGCUUCCCUGGACGCGCUUCGGACGCAUCCAGGCCCAAAUGACGCGGCAAGCAGAGGCUACCAAGAGAAAGCACCAAGUGUCCAGUGAUGCUCCACCAGCAAAACGGAGGAGUGAAAUAUCCUCUCUUUCAGCCAAGAAAGCCAGCGAUAAAGAAACUCAGAGAACAUUUAAAGGGAGCGCACACAAAACGUUUCCUCCAAAGAAGUAUUUGGACAGUAUAGUCAAUGGAAGGCAAGAGGAGAAGCCAUGCAUCAAGACAUCGUCGCUGUUUAAAAACAAUCCUGAGAUCCCAGAACUCCACAGAACUGUAGUGAAGCAGGCUCGAGAGCCAGUGUUCUCUCCAGAAGCUUUCCAAGAGCUGGACCUCCACCCACAUCUAAUUUCCACAAUAAAUACAGUCUUAAAAAUGUCCAGUAUGACCAGUGUUCAGAAGCAGAGUAUCCCAGUGCUGCUGGAAGGCAGAGAUGCCCUGGUGCGGUCCCAAACGGGCUCAGGUAAAACUCUUGCCUAUUGCAUCCCUGUGGUCCAGUCUCUUCAAGCACUGACAUCAAAAAUACAGCGCAGUGAUGGGCCCUAUGCUUUGGUCCUAGUGCCCACCAGAGAGUUGGCUCUGCAAAGCUUUGACACUGUUCAGAAGCUACUUAAGCCAUUCACCUGGAUUGUUCCUGGAGUGUUGAUGGGCGGAGAGAAGAGGAAAUCAGAAAAAGCUAGACUCCGCAAAGGCAUAAAUAUCCUUAUCUCAACUCCUGGCCGUCUAGUGGAUCACAUAAAAUUCACAAAGAACCUUCACUUUAACAGAAUACAGUGGCUGAUUAUGGAUGAAGCAGACAGGAUCUUGGAUUUGGGUUUUGAGAAGGACAUCACAGUGAUUCUGAAUGCUGUAAAUGCUGAGUGUCAGAAACGGCAGAAUGUCCUCCUGUCAGCGACACUGACAGAAGGUGUAACACGGCUAGCUGAUAUCAGUUUGCACAAUCCAGUCAGUAUCUCUGUCCUGGACAAAAGCUGGGAUCAGCCCAAUCCUAAGGAAGUUGCUAGUACCCAGCCAGACAGCUUUGCAAUCCCAGAGAGUCUCAACCAGCAUGUGGUAUUGGUUCCCAGCAAGCUGCGCCUUGUCUGCCUUGCAGCCUUCAUCCUGCAAAAGUGCAAGUUUGAGAAGGACCAGAAGAUGAUUAUCUUUUUCUCAAGUUGUGAGCUGGUGGAGUUCCACUAUGGCCUCUUUCUUCACACCCUGCUUUGCCACUCAGGGAGCCCUACUUCAGAGCAGCUGCCAUCUGCCUGCUGGCCACUGAAAUUCCUUCGGCUACAUGGCAACAUGGAGCAGGAGGAAAGAACGUCCGUAUUUUAUGAGUUCUCCCAUUCUGGAACUGGAGUUUUACUCUGCACGGAUGUUGCAUCUCGAGGCUUAGAUCUGCCACAAGUCACCUGGAUUGUUCAGUACAGUGCUCCGUCUUCACCUGCAGAGUACAUUCACCGCAUCGGAAGAACUGCCCGGAUUGGCUGUCAUGGGAGCAGCCUGCUCAUUUUGGCUCCUUCAGAGGCAGAAUAUGUCAACUCGUUGGCUUCUCACAAAAUCAAUGUUUCUGAGAUUAAGAUGGAAGAUAUUUUGGCUGUUCUGGCAAAGGAUGAUUGUUUUAAAAGGAGACAAAGGGGAGCCCAGAAAUCCCAUGCCAUUGGCCCCCAGGAAAUCCGAGAACGAGCCACAAUGUUGCAGACAGUGUUUGAAGAUUAUGUGCACUCCAGUGAGAAGAUGGUCUCCUGGGCGAAGAAAGCCCUGCAGUCCUUCAUCCGAGCCUAUGCCACCUACCCCAAGGAGCUGAAGUCCAUCUUCCAUGUCCGAUCCCUACACCUCGGACAUGUGGCUAAGAGUUUUGGACUAAGAGAUGCUCCUAGAAACCUCAGUGUCUGUACUGUGAAGAAGGCACGCUUAAAAAGGCCUGACCCUCGGAGGAGGAUCCAGAGGAGGCACCACCUCAUGCCUGCUGAAGUCCUGCACUCGGAACAUGCAAGUGGGCUGGAGGGAGAUGGCACGAAGGGCAGAAAGCAAGGCAAGCCGCAGGGCCUUCAGGGGGCACCCAGCAAGCCUGGGCUGUGGAGAGAAUGAAGCUGCUUCUACAUCAGGAAGACUCUCCACCGGCCAGCAAGCUUCCUUUGGUUGUUUUUUGCUCUCUACAGGACUGGGUCAGGGAGGAUCCGUGGAUCCAACAUGGCCUGGUGGCUUUAGAUUGAUGUCCUGUUCUUAUCAAACAAACAAACAAACAAACAAAAGCUUCUGAAAAUAACUGGCAGCUCCCCCUGAACUAAGACUCACAAGAGUGAAGAUCCUUGCCUGCUGGAGAAGGAGCCCUGAUGGAAACCAAGUAGGCAGGGGCCAAGCCUCUUGUGAGAUUGCUCGUGGACAGCCAGCAUCCUGUGUGUCAGCCUGGACGAGUAUAGCUCCUGGCCAGCUUGCCAGAUUAAGCAGCCACGUGUGUAUUGCAUGAGUGCUGUAAGAUAAAAGAUGUUAAAAACAGGAAUUGAACUUUGUACAGAGAGAUAAAGUAUUUGUUGAAUAGUUAUUUUCUUAGUCCAUAUGAUCUGUUAGGGAGGGCUCAGGGCUUUUACCUUUUGUCAAAAACCUGGAAAUGUUGGAAGACACUCUUCUGUAAACACAGCAUAGCACCAUUUGCGUUGCCUCCCCUUUCAUAUCCACAGACUACUCACCUUCUCUGGGCUAAUUGAUUUACUGUUGCCUUUUUGUUAUUUGCCUUUGAAGUCAAAAGGCACCAGACUUUUGCCUUUUGGCUCUUCAGGGUCUGAGGUCUUUGUGUGUGACCUAGACCCAGAACCUACACACCAUUGUGUUUCUGGGAGAUUUGAAAGAGGACCCCCUGGAGCGUAUUGAUUUCUCAAUAAAUGUAAGAUUUGGCUGCUACAGAGAA
This is a messenger RNA of Apodemus sylvaticus (European woodmouse), 3296 nucleotides long. RefSeq names its product DEAD-box helicase 31 (gene Ddx31). The record is from RefSeq and is a predicted model, not a curated record. Gene Ontology annotation, cellular component: nucleus. Gene Ontology annotation, biological process: ribosome biogenesis. The coding region runs from base 416 to 2479 and encodes 687 amino acids. Gene Ontology annotation, molecular function: ATP binding; nucleic acid binding. NCBI's taxonomy places the organism in Eukaryota, Metazoa, Chordata, Mammalia, Rodentia, Muridae. The transcript is spliced from 20 exons.